AUGACUGCCUCACUUGUUGGCCCCCAUGUGCCCCUACUGUCGAUGGUUAAACGACGAAAGCUGGCUUGGUUUGGAAAUGUGACCAGGCACGAAUCACAGUACAUGACUGUUCUACAGGGCACGCUAGAGGGAGGUCGCAUUCAGAAUAAAAGCUGGAUGGACAAUGUGAAAGAGUUGACAUCACUCCCCAUGAUGGAAUUGCUCUCAGCAGCCCACAACAAACAUUUAAAAUUUUUGUUUGUAUGCCUAGACACUACCCUUUACCUUUACUGUAAAUUUCAGCGGGUGUUACUUGAUGCCUUAUGUGACAGGGACGCGUUGAUUUGCCAGACACUCCUAGAGAACAUCAAAGAUACGCAGGGGUUCAAAAACAAUUUCCUCAAAUUGAACGUGUACUAUGAGGACUUGAAUUUUCAGAACAUCACCGAGUCACCCCAAAUAACAAUACAUCAGUUUCUGUCAGAUGUCGGAGGCACGAUUGGACUCUGGAUCGGCCUCUCGAUAUUGAGUCUGUGCGAGCUGGUGCAGCUCUUCGCGGAACUCUGUAAUUAUGGCAUCCACAAAACCAUCAAAGAACGCCGUCAUGAAACCGAAAGGCAUUCUCGACGAAGCGACCGAUCCCAUAUCGAAAGUAACGGUAAACAGGUUGGAGAACACACAGCAGAGACGAAAAUGGCUACGAAUCAAACUCGCGCGAACUAGGAAUGUCUCCACACUUUGACGGACGUUACUGGUCACGUGAUUUUGGGUCACAUGGCUAUCAUCACGGGCGUUUUCCAAAUGAUUGAGAGCUUAAAAGUCGCAAUGAUGGCAGACGAAACUUGAGAUGAAUCGGUUUACAACGCAAGAUAACAUUUAAUAGAAAAGUUUAAAUGAACAUAACAUUUUGGUGAUUAUUUAAAGCUUGACAUUUUAAGUUUUUAACUUUAGUGCGACAUUUUGGCGUAAAAACAAGGAUUGUUUCUUCUUAUGCCCAAAUAAAUUAUUCAUUAUGGGCAUAGUAGGCUUUAAAUUUCAGAGCAAUAAUUCAUAUAAAUAUUACAAUAUCAGGUGAAAAUUUUAAAAUAACGAUUUUCACAGGGUUCUUUUCAUUCAGGAACUUUACACAAUAGCACUCUUUCGUAGACGUUAGACAAUGGACACAGAACCCAUUAUUCAACUUUCGUGAGUUGCGGAUGCCAUUAUCUGGACGUAUUGUCGUGUGAUACAUCUUCCAUAUUUUCAAUCAGUAUACUGUGUCCAAAUGGUAAUACAAAUGUAAUAAUAUGUAUAGUAGAGAUGAACAAGUAGAUGAACAUUGAUAUUUUGUGUUUUGCUAGUGUUUUUGGUUUCAAAAUUGAAUUGAGUAUCGAUUGGAUUUUGAAUGUUUGUGCUAGUAUUUGUCUAUUGCAAUAUUAACUCGUCAUUGUUCCACUUAGACCUGCGAGUCAAUAUCAGUUUAAACAGUUUAUUUUGACUUAGCAUAUACAUAUGUGAUACGAGUUUCAAAACGAAUAAUACAUAGACAUGCCCAGGAUGUGGGUCAUGUAAUAUGUAAGUAAAUACAAGCAUACAUGCUUUAAGUUUGCAACUUGAAAAAUAUAACAGGCACAAGUUGUUAUUUAAGUUGAAGGCAAGCAUUUUUUAUUGUAAAUGUUCUUUUAUUUCAGAAAAGUAAUUAUUUUCAGGUUUAGCAUUUUGGCAAUUUCAAACACUUUUAAAAUUAUUGAAAUACAUUUUCAAAAAUUUCAAAGAACAGUGACAUUUUUCUAAUAUAACCAAGACCACAUUCAUCCAGAAUUGAUUGCACAAAAUCUAACCAAUUUUAUGCUGAGUAUCUAUUAACAUAAUCCGAAUGCAUUGAUUUAUACAAAAAGCGAUGACAAUUUGUUACGAUUAACAAUAAUAUUAAACCAGAAACUAAUAACUCGCGUUUAACCUCCGUAACUAUUAAAAUCUACCAAGGUCGUCAUACCACAUUAUAAGCGGAGUUAAGUUUUUACAUACAAUAUGUAUAUCAAAUAAUCAGUGUUGAAUUUUUCUAGCAAGUUCACAUCCAUAUAUUACAAUGUGUAUAAAAGUUGCUUCAAACAAUUUAAUCUGAUAAUAAAUAGAUAAAGCAAGAUUUAUAAUUAACUGUCCCAAACUAAGGCCAGCAUUUUUGUAAAUUUGUUUUACGGGAAAUUUUUCA
This is a messenger RNA of Dreissena polymorpha, 2170 nucleotides long. RefSeq names its product degenerin del-1-like. The transcript has 4 exons. Gene Ontology annotation, biological process: sodium ion transmembrane transport. Gene Ontology annotation, molecular function: ligand-gated sodium channel activity. Bases 1 to 702 code for a protein of 233 amino acids. Gene Ontology annotation, cellular component: membrane. The record is from RefSeq and is a predicted model, not a curated record. Lineage: Eukaryota; Metazoa; Mollusca; Bivalvia; Myida; Dreissenidae.